This is a messenger RNA of Lactuca saligna, 969 nucleotides long. The record is from the annotation of a GenBank genome assembly. Lineage: Eukaryota; Viridiplantae; Streptophyta; Magnoliopsida; Asterales; Asteraceae.
AUGUGGAGGGAAUUGCUCAACAGUGUGGAAAAUAUCAAUGUUGUAAAUGGCAUUUUGUGUGCAAGAUACUGGAGUUUAAUUCUUAAAUUUUCAUACCAAAAGGAAGGAAUUCAAGUACCAGCUGAUGAGGUUACAACAAAAUUUUGGAAGUACAAUUUUCCGAAGGUUGUUAACGAUAAUGUUAAGGAAUUUCCUAGUGUUGGUAGGAUUUCAGAUGAGGGUCCAUAUAAAUGUUCGAGACGUUCUAAGAAGGUAGAGGAAAGUCCUAUGAAACUGAUUCAAGAGAAGAAGAAAACAAAGUCUCCAACGAAGAAACCAAUAGAUGAUGUCAAUGUCUCAAAGCCUAAGGAUACCACUAGUGAAACAAAGCCUUAUGAACCUCUAAAGGAGGUGGUUCCUUCUAAAACUAGAGUGUUCAAAAGAAUCAAGAAAAUUAUACAUAGAUCACAAAGUUCUUCUGAUAAAUAUCCAUGUUUUUAUCCAUCUAUGGUUCGAAAACCACAUGUUACAAGAAAAGGAGUGGUGAUUAGAGAAGUUCUAGUUCCCAUCUCACCUUCAUCAAAGAAUUUCUCAACCAGAACCAAUUAUUGUUUCACUCCAUUGACAACAAAUGUUGAAACCACUCUGUCACAAGGUACACCUAUCAUUGUUUCUUCUACUUUAGAAACUUCCACCAUAGAGACAACAACUACUUUGCCUCCAUUUGUAACUAAUCCUCUUGAAACACAUUCACGAACUUUCGAUAAUAUCCUCAACCAACCAAUUACUUCCUUAUUUUCUUCCCAAUCUACUGAACCACCAGUUACUACUGCAGAAGUCCAUCAUUCAUCUGAUGAUGAUGAAAAUGUUUUUGGUGGAAAAUUUGGAGAUAUUCAGUUUGAUACUGAAGAAGAGGAUAUUCCUAACAACAUGAUACUGACUGGCAAACAAUUCAAAAUCCCGAAUCAAAAACUUAAUUCAUUAUUGUAA